ACUUGCUCCUGACUCGAAGAAUUUGACGAAAUCGGUCAUUAUCGGAGGCACGGGUCCAUAUGCUGUUAUUGGGCUUUCGCCAGCAGCAGGCGAUAUACUGAGAUUGAUGCUGCUUGUAUGCAGCACCGUCGACAGAGGCGACCCAAAAUACGCCGAGCCGGAGGAUUCCGUUGCAGACGAGGCCUCGAGGACACCACGGCUCGGACUUGGCCGUUUCCGGCCUCCGAUGCCGGAGAAGCUAAUGGUCCCCAGAAACUUCUUCAUGGCUGGCGAUCAAAUCCAACAGGCGCAACAUGAGCCAACUGGAUGCGGGCAUGUCGCUGCUGGACCUGGCCGUACAUACCUGCUCCCGGCCUUGAAUGAUGCCAAUCACUCUGGAUUCCCGCGCGCUCCAUCGACCUGAGGCAGGCCGAGCCAACCUCGAGCACAAUCGUCCGGCCUCGGCCCCGUGCCCGCCGUCCCAAUCAGAGCAUUCUAUCGACGCUCGGAUUGUUGUUCUCGGUCGCUUCGAGCCGGCCGGCACUGUCCAGAAGAGCAGCCGAUUCCCCCUCCCCUUCUCAGUCGGAUGCCCGAUCGCCAUCGCCCGCCGUAGCUCAGCUCUCGAUCGCCAUCAUCGCCAGGUCGCCCACGAAUCCACUUUCGUCAUCUAUAUCCUCUUUCUCGGGCUGCACAUCGAUCAGACACCAAUGCCGCCGCUCUCAGCCGAAACCCAGCCCAAGCGGUCGAGAGAAGACCGUCUUCGGGAGCUGGAACGGGAGCGAGAGCUCUAUGCUCGGUCUCGGCCGUCGAUAACCCUCGAUACACCCCGGGAUUUGCGUCAAGACGGCUCCUCGGCCAAACCCCUCUCCGGUCUGGCACUAAACGCACCCACUCCGAGCUAUGGUCGGCUCGACGAAGCCGCCUCCUGGCGAGAGACUGGUAUUCUAUUCAUACGACUAUUUCUGAGCGCUGCUGCCCUUUCGCCACGUUCGGGUGCUCUCUGAUGUUGGCCGACGAAUCCAAACAGACAGCUCCAUCCUAAGCUCGUUUGCAAACCACAUCUGACCAUUACCAUGGCCCUGCCGGCUCCGCC
This is a messenger RNA of Polychytrium aggregatum, 1072 nucleotides long. RefSeq lists its product as uncharacterized. The record is from RefSeq and is a predicted model, not a curated record. Lineage: Eukaryota; Fungi; Chytridiomycota; Chytridiomycetes; Polychytriales. The coding region runs from base 360 to 983 and encodes 207 amino acids. The transcript has a single exon.